AGUUGCAGGAAACAUGUAGCAGAGAAAAGGACAUGAAUGAAAGGAGUAUGGCUAACAUGAGCAGGAGUAAAGAGCAUACUGGAGUGUUUUGGUAGUGGACAUGACAGAAGACGUUUGUUCAUCUUCCGAGGACAAUCUGACUGUAGGAGUAAACUAAAUCCAGAAGAUGGCAGCAAUGAAAUAGUAAGGACGCAAGCGGUCGUUAUCAAACCCCAAAGAAGAAGAUAAGGACGCUAAUGACGCCAUGACGUUGAGGAACUUCCUGGACACGCAGGGUCCGUUCCGCAAAUCGUCCGCUGUUCUGGUUUAGAAGGCCAAAUAGCGACUUUUCGCUUCAAAGACGUGAUGGCUGCAACAUUGCGUUUGCUUUACUCCGUGUCAAGGCCAGGCAUUUUUGUGGCCAGACAAAUUCUAGUGAGGUCCUUCAGUGUGUCCACACAAAGGGAAGGAUUCAAGUAUGUGAAUGCCAAAGAGAACCCCACAGACAUGAAGUCCAUCACAGACCGAGCUGCUCAGAAGCUUAUGUGGACAGAGCUCUUGAGAGGUCUGGCCAUGACGCUGAGCUACAUGUUUAGAGAGCCCGCCACCAUCAACUACCCGUUUGAGAAGGGGCCACUGUCACCCCGCUUCAGAGGAGAACACGCACUGCGCAGGUAUCCUUCAGGAGAGGAGCGCUGCAUCGCCUGCAAGCUGUGCGAAGCUAUCUGCCCUGCACAGGCCAUCACCAUCGAAGCAGAGACUCGUGCUGACGGCAGCAGGAGGACGACUCGCUACGACAUCGACAUGACCAAAUGCAUCUACUGCGGCUUCUGUCAGGAGGCGUGUCCUGUGGACGCCAUCGUAGAGGGUCCUAACUUUGAGUUUUCCACUGAAACCCACGAAGAACUGCUCUACAACAAGGAGAAGCUCCUCAACAACGGCGACAAGUGGGAGGCAGAGAUAGCUGCCAACAUACAAGCUGAUUACCUCUACCGAUAGACAACCUACACACACACACACACACACACACACACAGUGUACAGUUAGCACAUACAAGAAUAACCCUCUGACACACGCACACAUAAGCCCAUACUGUACUGGUGUAAGACAGACUUAGCUGUGCUUCAGGGUCGGAUUUGAGUUUGCCAAUGCAUCUUUUAUUUAAAAUCAAACAUCCCCAACACAUUUCCUCUGGUUUCAAUGUCAUCCCCUUCCGAUAUAAUGAAUAUACUUUGAUAUGUUUCAGAUUUUGCCAUGUCACUGUUUGGAUUACAUAUUUAUUGUAGAAUGAUAGCUGUCUUUGUGAUGAGUGUACAGCAGUCCAGCUCCCUCGGCAUGCUCCAGUUAGGGAUCAUCACUGAUUGCAGAUAGCAUAAUUCUGAUGUCACACACCAGUAUACAUGGAUUAUUGUUAAAAUCUUGGAUGUCAGUGCAGAGUUUUAUGGUCUUUGUACUGUUUCCGCCCUGAUUCAAGAAAUAAAAUUCUUGGAGAAACACU
Messenger RNA from Cyclopterus lumpus (lumpfish), 1477 nucleotides. RefSeq names its product NADH:ubiquinone oxidoreductase core subunit S8a (gene ndufs8a). Gene Ontology annotation, molecular function: 4 iron, 4 sulfur cluster binding; NADH dehydrogenase activity. Bases 346 to 978 code for a protein of 210 amino acids. Gene Ontology annotation, cellular component: membrane. The record is from RefSeq and is a predicted model, not a curated record. NCBI's taxonomy places the organism in Eukaryota, Metazoa, Chordata, Actinopteri, Perciformes, Cyclopteridae. The transcript has 8 exons. Gene Ontology annotation, biological process: mitochondrial respiratory chain complex I assembly; mitochondrial electron transport, NADH to ubiquinone.